Molecule: messenger RNA, 999 nt
Organism: Neurospora crassa OR74A
Lineage: Eukaryota; Fungi; Ascomycota; Sordariomycetes; Sordariales; Sordariaceae
Exons: 1
Coding region: 1-999 (332 amino acids)
Source: RefSeq, a predicted model, not a curated record
AUGAACCACCAAGACAACCAGAAGCCUGCUUUCAAGCGUGUCACUGACAUGCUUGACGGCACGGUCAAGGAGGGGCUCUACCGAGUUGAGCCUGAGCUCAAAAAUCCUCGCAAGUUCCUGGAAGCGACCCAGGAGGCGCAACAAGUCGCUCUUAGAACACUCUACGAGAACAAAGAAAUCAGAAGUCCGAUCUCCCAGGGUGCCAUGGAGUGCCACAUCACCACGGCGCUAUGGAAGAAGUACUUCCCACAUGGCCAAGGAAGCCCAGUAGAACCGCUUCGGGCCUUUUGCGAGGAGCUGUGUCCCAACCCAGACCAGCGGUGGGCCCGUUACCUGGAGAGAAGGUUGAAUGAGGAACAUAAAAAGAAUCGCAACCCGCGAUCACAAAAGCGACCACUGGAGGAAAGUACCAGCAGCUCAAAACCUCCACCUUCGCCUGCGCACACAAAAACUCAGAACUACAACCAUGUGCAGGCCGAGGCCGCAGUUACUGAGACAAACCCACAGCCUUUGUCCUCCCCCCGUAAGACACCUGUAAGCUUCCGCUUGCCUCCGGCGAACGAAGGCUCAGGUAAGGGUUCAAGCUCGUCCCGCGGCACCAAGCGGGCCCAGAUAGACACAAGUGAUCCCAAAGGCAAGGGAAAGGCAGUUGAGACUCCUGAUAGUUCGAGCACCACACACACAUCGCCACCUGAGCCCGUAGUCUCACAACUACGGUCUCCCACCUUAUACCAAGAUAUCCUCACAGCCAAGUGUCUUGAGGCAAGGAUGGGUGUGAGAUGGUUCCCAUCAGACGACAACACAAACGUAAAAGCCGUGUUGAUUGGCGACGUAUAUGUCCCAGCUAAUGUCACGUCGAUGAGAGACCUUACCAUGACCGAGGUAAAGGAGGAGCUGGCUCGAAGGAUCCUGGAUACUUGUAGCGAGAUGCGGCUUUACUGCAUCAGCCGGACGAGGAAAAGGGAGACGUGGGUCGAGUUGCAACGCCUGCGUUCAUAG